ACUGCAAAACAAAGGAAGAGCCCGCUUUUAUUAUGAAAUGCCAGACCGGAAGUCUUGCUUCAACACAGGGUACUUUCUGAGAUCAGCCGAGGUCUCCUAGGCUGACUGAUGACCGCCAUGAUAGAUCGCUACCUUCCUCACGAAGCUAUGGAGCCGGAGGUUCCUGUCAUGAACACGGUGACUGACACGGAGGUGACCCCAGCGGAAGUUCUUCAAGUAUCACAGAUUCUUCAGGCCAUAGAAGCUGAAGCUUUGGUGGAGGCGGACAGAGGAGAGAAGCAGGAGGCCGUGCAGCAGGAUGAACAGACAGCCUGUCCUCCUAUAAAAUAUGAUUCCACCACUGAGACAGUAAAGUGGGAGGUGGGAGCUCGGUGUCGGGCCCUGUGGUCAGAGGACGGCAAGAUCUACCCGGCGACUGUGGUGGCUGUUGACGGCGACCGCUGCAGAGUUCGUUUCGGCGGCUACGACAACGAGGAGGACAUGGACUUGAGCGUGCUACAGAGUCCGUGUGCUGUGGUGCAAACACAGAACUCACAGCUCCAGGACUGGAAGCCCGGUUCCCGCUGCCGGGCAGUUUAUUCAGAGGAUGGAUUGGUUUAUCCUGCCGUAAUUCUGUGGGUCAAAGAUCAGCGCUGCCGUGUUCGCUACGAUAAAUAUAACAACGAGGAGGAACUGGACGUCAGCAGUCUUCUGCAUCUCGACGAGCUCCGCGGCCCGAGCGGCGCCGGCGGUGCCACUAAGGCAGAGGGUUACAGCUGGAAGCCCGGUCCACCCACAGGUAACUUGGACUGGAAGAGGAGGAGGAGGGACGAAAGCAAGGGAGACCGAAGAGGAGAGAGGAGGUCAACACAAAGCGAUAAUCCAAACUCCAACAUGAUAAAAGAGAGAACUGAGAAUCAGACUAAAGUAGAGAAGGAAACCACAGAGAAGAGGAAAGGAGACCUGACCAAUAACCUCUUCCCUCCUUUCGCUCCUCAGGUUGGAUCAAUGGACCCACUGUCCUUCAUCCCUCCUCCUCCUCCUCCUGUUUGGACGUUCUGUGGGAAAGAACCAGGCGACGGUCCAGAUGUCAACAGCAUCACCAACAUGCUGAUGCUGUGGUACAUGUGUGGCUUCCAUACUGGCAGUUACCUGACUCAGCAGAGAUCCAAAUCAUCCUCCAAAGACUAAGUUUAACAUCCCAACAGGCAUGUGAGUCGAGGAGAAAAAGCUGCAGUUUGUUGUUUUUGUUUUAUUUUUUCCAUUUUAACCUUUUGUACAUAUUAGCACUUUGUUUCGUUUUUAGCAUUUAAAACCUGUUUGUUGUUUUGAAGAAAGACUCGGUGCUUGGAAAUGAUGCAGAUGAGUUGUUUUGUUCAGAGUUAUUAAACAUAAAAGUGUUUGGUUAUUUUCAGAGUUUUAGUGUAAAAUGAAAUGGACGUUUUGGUCAAAUAAAAGUGUUUUGUUGUUGAAGAGA
Girardinichthys multiradiatus is the source of this 1456-nucleotide messenger RNA. RefSeq names its product survival of motor neuron protein-like. The coding region runs from base 109 to 1170 and encodes 353 amino acids. Gene Ontology annotation, biological process: regulation of alternative mRNA splicing, via spliceosome; mRNA processing. Gene Ontology annotation, molecular function: RNA binding. The transcript is spliced from 10 exons. NCBI's taxonomy places the organism in Eukaryota, Metazoa, Chordata, Actinopteri, Cyprinodontiformes, Goodeidae. The record is from RefSeq and is a predicted model, not a curated record. Gene Ontology annotation, cellular component: nucleus; cytoplasm; precatalytic spliceosome.